AGGCCUACGGUAUUCUACUAUUUGAGUCCAUUCAAAGCCGAGUUUAGAAGUUGAAUUGAUCAGUUUUCAGUUGGAUGACAAUUUAAAGAUCAAGGAGAACUUGGUUUCAAAUGGCUUAAAAGCCAAAUUAUCUGCCCCUAAUAGCUGCACAUUGUAAAUAUUCGGAGUGAACCACAGCUCACCAGACGGGUGGGGUGUGAGUGGUGGCGAUAAGCCUAGAGAGCGGGACAGAAUCUUCAUGAGCUUGACCAGACCCAUGCCUACACAGUGGUAGAAGUGGUAAAAACCUCUCAUAGACAUGGAUGUUGAUGUUGAUGACAGCAGCCCAAUACCCCCUCCUGCCAAGAAGCACAAAAAACAUAAGAAAAAACACAAACACAAGAAGGACAUUGAGGCCAGCAGUCAUGAAAGCAACAGCACCUUGAUGUCACCCAAAACAUCCAUCAAACUUAAACUCAAGAUUGGGAAAGAAACUAUGGGUACAAAGAAUGUCAUGUCUAUCGUCAAAUCAAAUGAGACUAAUGAAGGUACCAAGGAAGUCAAAUCCUCCAAGAAAAAUGUGAACAACUCUGAUGAUGAUAUAUCGGAUGAAGAAAAGUGGCUGGAUGCCCUGGAGAAAGGAAACCUGGACAGUUACAGUGAGCUUGCCAAGAAGGAUCCCUCGCUACUUACAGCCAGACAGAAAGCUUUGCUACAUGGAAGUCAACAGGAUGAAUUAUUACAGCUGCCAUCUGGCUACAAAACAGUUGAGCUCACAGACGAGCAGAAGAAAAAACGCCAGGAGAAAGCCAAAAGGAGACGGCAGCAGGCAAAUGAAAAAAUGGAAAAUGACAAAAAUCAGACUGUCCAUAAACUACUUAAAAAACAAGACAGCAAGAACAAAAGAGCUGGAAAGCCUCGUGGAGGUAAACGAAGUACAGCACCACGCAUUGUAUACAGAAACAGAUUAGAUGGAAUCUACAUUCACCUACCCCCUGAUGUCCCGUUUCCUUUAACUCCACAACAAGCACCUCCGUACCCAGAACCAAAACUAUGUGGGGUCAAUGGCUGCACCAAUCUCAGGACAUCCAUCUGUUCCAAGACCAACAUUCCUGUUUGUAGCUUAGAGUGUUAUAAGCUGAAUCUGGAGAACUGGAAAACUCAUCCCGUUGUGGAAGAUAAACCUGAUGUGGUUCAGUAACUGGUGACUGAUGGGACGACGUAGUCGAGUGCUCGACUCCUAGCCCCAAAGUCUCGUUCAGAUCUAAGUCUAGACAGACGGCAGGAUGUCCCUGAGUUUACCUUGCUUGGAAAGGUAUCUGACUCAUGUUAGGAAAAGUAGAGGCAGCUGGACUUAGUGCUGACCACACCAUCCCUUCAUAUCGAGGUCAAGAAACAUGAACUGUACAUGUUCAUCUGCCUUAGGUAUUGUUAAGUCUGAAAUCGGACCUUUAUUCACUUACCCUUAUUUUGUGACUCCCUGUAAUUUGAGAGAAACUAUAAAUUUUGAAUCUUUGCUAAGUGUGAUCAAGGGCAUGCUGAUAUUGUUUCCACUCUUGGCUAACCCACUGUAAGAUUGGUCUUAAUCAUUAGAUAAUUAAGCCUUGCUAAUUAUAAAUAUGGUUUAUUUUAUUAUAUUAUACUGCCACAUCCACAACAAUGUAUUUUCAAGUACAUUAUUUAAAAUGUUUGGUGAACAUGAUUGAUACUUUUGUGUGCACCAAAGGUUGUGUGGCUUCACCUAACAAGCAUGUAAUAACUUCAAUCUAUCAACAGAAUUUGCUAAUUAAGUUAUUGAUGUUUGAUAAUCUGACCAGUAGUCUGCCCAAUUGACAGACUAGAGAUAUGUACUCGACAAAUUAAAAAUUAGUUUCUCCCCUAGUUUUGGGGUGCGGUUGACCUGCCAACAUACUGUACAUUUCUAAUGGACUUCCUUGGUUACUGUACAAAUGGUACAUUGUAAUUGAACAAUGUUGUUUUAAUAUAGAACAUUAAAAGAUUUUUUUUUGCUGAACCAACGUAACACUGUUAGGUAUUUGUUCACAUUAUUUUAAACUUUAGGAAUGUGUUAUUUUGUUCCUUUUGGAAUAACAUGGAAAAAAAAGUUGCUCCCCUGCUAAGCCAGAGAAAAAGUUACAACUGUAUAACAGAUCCAGUCCAAAGUUUUUUGUUUAAAUCUCCAAGUAAUACGAAAUCAUAAAGUUAAUUAAAAGUAUGCACUUAAGUGCAUAUGUCAUGUGUAUAUAUAAAUAAAUAUAUAUAUGUAUGUAACUUAUCUUUCACAUUAUUUUAUAUAAAAAAAAUCAGCAAUGUUAAUAAAUUCACAUAUUCAAUGUUAGAAAAUGUAUAAUCACCUGUAGAAAUAAGUUUUUAGAAUGUUUUGUUUCUCCAGAUGUUUUCAAAAUUCUCAACAUUUGUGUAUAUCUUGUUGAUUUGCAGCUUACAUAAUAUUGUUCAUUCAUUGAUAGGGUAAUUCAUUUAUAGGAUAAUAAAGAAGACAAUU
This is a messenger RNA of Physella acuta, 2482 nucleotides long. Its product is annotated as INO80 complex subunit B. Gene Ontology annotation, biological process: chromatin remodeling. Gene Ontology annotation, cellular component: Ino80 complex. NCBI's taxonomy places the organism in Eukaryota, Metazoa, Mollusca, Gastropoda, Physidae. The record is from RefSeq and is a predicted model, not a curated record.